ACCACACCGACUGUAUGCAGCUGCUCCGCGAGACGGCAGACGCCCGAGAGCAGGAGAGGCUGGAGCGGCACGCGGCGCUGCGCGAGGCCUGCUCGGCAGGGGACGUGGCCCGCCUGCGGCAGCUCCUCCGACAGCUGGGCCGCGAUGCCGCCGCCGUGGUCAACAUGACACCAGACGGCUGCAGCACGCUGCUCUACAAGGCGUCCAGCGAGGGUCUCCGUCCGGUGGUCAAGCUGCUGGUGGAGCACGGCGCGGAGGGCCGGAUACACCCGGUCACGCGCUACUCGCCGCUCUACAUCGCCGCCUAUAACGGAAAGAAGGAUGUGGUCGAGCUACUGCUCAAGACGUACCCGUCGCUGGUGCAGGUCCUCACAGUGGAGCGGUGGUCGCCGGUACACGCCUGCUGUAUCACCGGCCGGGUGGCCGUGCUCGAGCUGCUGUUCCGGUACCCGUACCCGCCCGAGGUACUGCAGCGGUACCGGGACCACACCGGACAGUACGAGUACUACAUGCCGUUCGACGUCAACGCCAGUGACAUGGAGGGCCAGACGGCGCUCUACCAGGCCUGCUGUGUGGGCAGCGUGCGACUGGUGGAGGCGCUCAUCAAGUUCAGGGUCAAGGCGUACAAAAUCAAGGACGGCAGUCCGGCCGGGGCGGCCGCCGAGGACGCUGCCGACCAGCCAGCCUCACCGGCCGCCGACUCGCAGGUCAAGAGACGCAUCUCGGACGGAAUCCAGGCGCUCAUGUCACGUCUGAACCUGGGCAGAGACGCGCCCGGCGCCGCCAAAACGGACGACACCAUCGCGCCGCUGCACCUGGACAUGUACUGUAACAAUAACGCAGAGACGGCUCUUCACGUGGCGGUCCGGUCCCGUCAGCACACCAUCGUGGGCUUGCUGCUGGCCGCCGGCGCCAACCCCAACCUCAACAUGUACCUGAGCACGGAGCUGAGCGGUGACCAGGAGAGCAUGGACCAGUCCAUGGUGUUCACUGGCUCCACGGCGCUGGUGGAGGCGUGCCGUAACCGCGACCUGCAGAUGAUUGACCUGCUGCUGCGGCACAACGCGCGCGACGACCAAUGCAAGGCGCUGUACGUGGCCUGCCGCUCGGGGGACGAGGCGGUCGUGUCGCGCCUUCUGGCGCUGCGGGCGCACGCCGACCCCGACCACAAGGUGCACCCGCGUCCGGGCGGCGCCGGUCCCACCUGCUACGUCCCGGUCAUGGUCAACUGGCACGGCCAGCGCUGUCUGAAGAACCUGCGCGCCUCCUGGCUAACGGACGCCGCCCAGCGCGUCAACCCCAAGCUGAAGCUGGUCCGACAGCCGGCCGUGGCGCUCUCGUGCAUCACACGGCUCGACGUCAGUAACAACGCUCUCUCGGAGCUGCCGGAGGCGGUGUUCAAGCUGUGGUCUCUGCGCACACUGUCUGCCGCUCAGAACAAGAUCGAACACCUGCGACUGCCGGGGGAGGCCGACCCGCGGCAGACGCUGCCCGUGCUGGAGGAGCUCUACCUGCAGGAGAACCGUCUGGAGAAGGUCCCCGAGUUUCUGUUCCGUCUGCCGCGCCUCUCGCACCUAGACCUGAGCAACAACAAACUGCAGUCGCUGCCGUUCGCCAUGUGGAGCGCACCCGGUCUGAAGGAGCUGAACGUGUCGCUCAACCUGCUGUCGGACCUGCCGCUCUCCGGCGGGCCGGAGGUGGCAGCGGCGGCGGGCCGCGCGUCCGCCCGGCUGCCCGGCCAGGGCGCCAGGAACCCGCAAGUGGUGUCUCUCAGAUCUGCCCGAAAGCCGCGCUCCGCCAGUGAGGACCGCACCCGACUCCGGCACUCGGUGCCGGUGGCGGGCCGCGGCCAGCGCCACCGCUCCCAGUCCCGCCGCCGUGGCGACCCAGUCGGUCUGUCAGUACUCAGCCAGGGCCGAGCGGCCGCCGCGCCCCUGGUCGACCCGGCCGCCGCCGCUGGGGCCCUUCACCGCAGUCAGAUCACGCUCACAGCUACACUGAAACAGCGGCAGGUACACCACCACACGCUGUGGCACGGCCGGCUGGAGAUCACCGACACCGGACCGGACGACCAGCUGACCGCUCAGGACCAGGUCACCUCGCAGCUGCACUCGCUCAUCCUGGCGCACAACCGGUUCAGUCGACUGCCCACCGGCCUGGCCUGCCUGGCCGUCAGCCUGUCACGGCUCAACCUGGCCUACAACUGUCUAACUGAUCUCGGCUCGGUGAGCGACUUUCCGGCGAGUCUGAAGCAGCUGGACGCCUCCCACAACCAGAUCAGCCAGUGGCCCGAGCCUGCCACCUAUUGGCUGAGUGACGCACUAGUGUCUGACGGACUGGCCGAGGAGCGGCGCUGCUACGCCGCCGGCGACACCAACAAAUACAUCGUCAGCAUACCAGGUGGUGACGCGGCCAGUCCUGCCGCCCACACCUGCGUGCACCGCCGACACCGUCGGUUUGACGCGCUGCGGACGCUGGUGUUGACGGACAACCAGCUGCGGGAGGUGCAGCUGAACGAGCCGCUGCCCACGCUGGACGAGUCGCCGCAGACGACGCCGGUGCGGCGGCCGCGGGAGCGUCCGCGGCUCAUGUUCCCCAACCUCUCCAUGCUGGAUCUGAGCGACAAUCAGCUGAGCGGCGUGCCUGCCGCCAUCCACGAGCUGAGCAACCUGUCGGUGCUCAACAUCAGCGGAAACCCCGACAUUUGCGAGUUGCCACCCCAGAUGGGUCUGCUCAGUCGCCUAUGGAAUCUCAACACGCGAGGCUGCUCCCUACAGGAGCCCCUGAAAACCAUGAUCGACUCGAACAAGUACAAAACGAUGGAUGUCAUCGGCUACCUCAAGUCGGUUCUGGAGGACGCCAAGCCGUACGCCCGGAUGAAGCUGAUGAUUGUCGGAGUGCAGGGAAUCGGUAAAACGUCCCUGCUAGAGCAGCUGCGCGCAGAAGGAACUGGCUCCUACAAGAAACGACCACCAGAGCACUGGGCGAAGCGGAUGGGUAACAAGAACUUUAACCUGAAGACGGACACGGGUACCACUCUGAGCACAGUGGGCGUCGACAUCGGGGAUUGGGUGUACGAGAAGCGUGUCAGGGGACACAGCUCGCACGGACCGGUCACAUUCAGGACGUGGGACUUUGGUGGCCAGCGCGAGUACUACGCCACGCACCAGUACUUUCUGUCCCGGCGCAGUCUGUACCUGGUGGUGUGGAGGAUACCCGACGGGCAGAAGGGCGUCAACAACAUACAGCAGUGGCUUGUCAACAUUCAGGCCCGGGCGCCCAACUCUCCCGUCAUCAUCGUCGGUACUCACUACGACGUGAUCCGAGACCGAUACCCGGCCAACUACUGCGAGGACCUGCAGCAGCUCAUCAGGGACAGGUUCAUUAACCUGGUGGACGCAGACAAGUGCGGCCUGCCGCGCGUCCUGGACACCAUUGAGGUCAGCUGUAAGACCAGGCACAACAUCCGCCUUCUGUGUAACCUCAUCUACGACACCGUCUACAGCCUCAAGUCGCCAGGAAGCAAGGAGCGCCUGCUGGAACAGCGGAUCCCUGCCACGUACCUGGCUCUGGAGGAUGUCAUCACCUACCUGGCUACCGAGAGACACUUCCAGGGUCGUGAUCCGGUGCUGACCGGCGAGCAGUACCGCACUCUGGUCAGCCGCGAGAUGGCCGCCCGGUUCGACCUGAGGUUCCGGGACGCCGCCGAGCUCAACCAGGCCACCGCCUUCCUUCACGAGAACGGCGUGGUGCUUCACUAUGACGACGCCACGCUGAAGGAUCUCUACUUCCUGGACCCGCAGUGGCUGUGCGACAUGCUGGCCCACGUGGUCACCGUGCGGGAGAUCAACCCGUUCGCCCGAAACGGCGUCAUGCGUCUGGAGGACCUUUCUCUGGUGUUCAAAUCGUCUACAUGCGCGCCGGCCGACGCCAAGUCGUACAUCAUCUCGCUGCUGGACAAGUUCGAGGUGGCGGUGACCUGGGACAGUCGCACGCUGCUCAUCCCCAGUCUGCUGCCCUCUGAGGAGAUGCUGCGCGGCGGAGUGCCGGGCAUGGACGUGCGGAUUCCCGUCAGGUCACGCGGCUGGGCGCUCAGGAAGAAAUCCCAGUCUGUGACUGCCUUCCCUUCUGAUACCGGGGCGGGCAGCGCUGGUUCGGCGGCUUCCGCCUCUCAGGACUGUGCUGGAGCCGGCCCGUCGGACGGCCACUGCAGUGUGACCCGCCGCGCGGUGCCGCUGGCCGCCGUGCGCCGCCUUCUGCUGCUCACCUACUUCCCCAGCGGGUUCUGGUCGCGCCUGCUGACCCGGCUGCUGGCCGACGACGUCAUUGUGGACGUCAUCAGGGCCUACUUUCUGGUGCCCAGACAGGUGCAGCAGGACGCCGUGCUAUCGUCUGUCCUCUCCGGUCCGGCCGAGUGGCGCUGCUGGCAGACGGGCAUCGAGCUGAAGUACGCCGACACGACGCUGAUCAGAAUACGGGAGCUGCUCGGAUACCUGCGCUACUCACCAGACUACAGGAAAUUCAGGCUGCUGGCGCUGCAGGAGGAGCAGUGGCAGGACGUGCUGACCUCCAGCGCCGCCAUCCUGGAGGUGACGCUGCCCAACGAGACCAUCAUGAUCCGCCGCUCGCUGCCGGACGACGCUGACGACCCGGCCGCCUUCGGUAUUCAGUCGGCAGUGCUGGAGCCCAACCCGGAGUGUGCCUCCAAGCUGCUGGCGGUUGCCGUGGACCACAUCGACACCCUGCUGGAGGACUGGUACCCCACACUAGGGACCCGGUUCGUGCACACCUCCGAGGGCCGACUGCUGGUGACCCGCCUGCUGCCCUGCCCGGCCUGUCUGCCCGCCGGCGGCGACCAGGACGACGGCCUGGAGCCGCCGCCGGCGCCGCCCUCCCCGCCGCCGCCGCCGCUUCCCGCCGACCAGGACGACUGGCUGCCGGAGGUGGUGCGUCAGCGGCCGGCCGCCGACCCUGCCGAACACUCGGACGGUGACAGCGGCGUCGGUCCGGACAGUACGCCCUCCAGCCGGAACCCGUCGGCCCAGGGCUGUCCGGAGGCCGGCGCGCCGCCGCCGCCGCCGCCGCCGGCCGAGCCGCCGCCGCCCCCACCCACCGUGUACGCCUUCCUGGUGGAGGAGUGUAUCCUGGCCAGCUACAGCAGCCGGCACGUGGAGUGUCCCAGUCACGGGCCGCUGCUGCUGGCACAGGUGGCGCCCGACACGGUGUUUCUGGACGUGGGUGAGCGGCGUCUGAUCCGCCCAGAGAGCGUCCAGCGCGGACCUAUGCUGGGCCGCGGCGCCUUCGGCUUCGUGUUCCGAGCCUCCUACCGGGGACGCCACGACGGCAGGUAUAUGGACGUUGCGAUGAAGAUGCUGCAGCCCAGCGAUCCAGGAGAGGAUGCGCGAUCGUCAGCAGUGGCUGCCUACAAGGCUGCCCAGAGUAAGUGGGAGCGCGACCCGCUGCAGUACGCCUGCAAGGCCUACUGCACGGCCCGGCAGGAGCUCAACAUCCUGGUGACACUGCGACAUCCCUACAUCGUGCCGCUGGUGGGUCUGUGCACCAGUCCGCUCUCGCUGGUGCUGGAGCUGGCUCCGAUGGGCGCUCUGGACACCACUCUGGCGCACUACCGGCGUUCGGGCGCCCGGCUGCCGCCAUCGGCCAUACAGGGCGUCCUGCUGCAGGUGGCCAAGGCACUGGAGUACCUGCACCAGCAGCACAUCAUCUACCGCGACCUCAAAUCUGAGAACGUGCUGGUCUGGUCGCUGCCGUCACCGUUCCAGCGGCAGCACGUGCCCGUCGAGGUCAAACUGGCCGACUAUGGGAUCAGCCGGUCCACCCUGCCUGCCGGCACCAAAGGCUUCGCCGGCACCGAGGGCUUCAUGGCGCCGGAGAUCAUGCGCUACAACGGGGAGGAGGAGUACACGGAAAAGGUGGACUGUUUUUCGUUCGGGAUGUUCCUGUACGAGCUGAUCUCGCUGCACCCGCCGUUCGAGGGCUACGAGUCGGUCAAGGAGCACAUCCUGGAGGGACGCCGGCCGCCGCUCACCAUCAAGGAGGCCAGCACGGCCACCUACCUGCUGGACGUGAUGGUGCUGUGCUGGGACCAGCAGCCGCGCUCGCGGCCCUCGGCCAGCCAGCUGGUGAGCACGGCGGCGGCGCCGGAGUUGACUCAGCUGCGGGACGUGGUACCGCUGGAGCAGCCGCUGGCGGCGCUCACCGCCUCGGCGCUCACUGUCACAGGCGGCGCGGAGCACCAGGUGUGGGUGGCUCGCAGCGGCUGCCUGCUGGACGUGCUCUCCUGUCGGCAGCAGCAGGCUGUCGACUGCCACAGUCUGCUGCUGCCCCAGCCGGCCACUGCCACCGCCGUGGUGGGCGAGAGUGUCUGGGUCGGGGACAGCCGCGGACAAAUCAGGGGAUACUGUCCCACCACGUUCGAGGAGGUGUUUCAGUACACGCUGGAGCCGGACAGCGGAGAGCCGGCCGCCGUGCGGGACAUCUGUCCGCUGACUCCCAUCGACAGGGUGGCCGUCUCGCUGGCCAACGGUCGGCUGUUCAUCACCAGGUCGGACGUGCUGCCCAACAGCCCCACCCGCGGCGAGGGCAGUUUCGUGAUGACGGAGCUGGGCACCCUCGGCGGCCGGCUGCACUGCGUCCGGGCCGUCUUCUCUGCCGACAACAGGCGCUGUGAGAUCUGGUGCGGCCAGAGCGGCGGCGCAGUCUCUGUGUUCACGCUGGAGGACCAGGUGGUGGUGUCUCAGGAGGCCAUCAACCACUACGAGCCGCCCAUACCCAACAUCGACGUGCUGCGCCUGCUGUCGCCCGCCGAGUCACAGGUGUCGGCCGGCCUGGAGCAGAGCAUGUGGACCUACAUCCACCCUGGCUGCGUGGUCUACCACUGGGACGUCACCACGCACACGAUCGCCAACAAGCUCGACUGCUCCAAACUGGUGCCGGUCUCGGAGUCAAUGCGCUCCAUCAGUAUCGACGAACACCUCAGUCCGGCAAAAUGCCAGGUGACCGCGCUGUCCGUGCUCGGCUCGGAGCUGUACCUGGGCACCGCCUGGGGCUGCGUGGUGGUGGCCGCCGCCGCCACCAUGCUCCCCAUCACCGUGUUCCGGCCGCACGAGGAGGAGGUGCGCGCCAUCGUCCCGCUGCUACCGCCGCCGCCCGCCCUCCCCACCGCCGCCUCCACCCCCACGGCCGGGGCGGACGGAGACUCAGAGGCCGACUCGGACUGUGAGACGGCCGGCAGGGGACUGGUCACCGUGGGCAGGGGCUACCGCUCGCUGGUCAGCCGGUUCUGCCCGGCCGCCGGCGCCGCGCCCUACGAACUGUCGGCGCGCAGGUCGGUGUACACGCUGCUGUGGCAGCCCCACUGCUGGGUGGUGGACUAGUGGGGAGAUGCAGCAACAGUCAUCUGCGGUGCGUUCAUUAGUGGAUCGUGGACUACUUAGGCGCUGAUAUGGCCGUGAAGCUAGCAGCAGUCUCGGCACUGCUGAACUGUGAGUCAGGCGGCGCUGGACGGGGCCGAUUAACCGGGUCCGGUCGCCCAGUGGCUCCUCAGGGGAGAUAGAAAUGUCGGCGGCUGCAACCAUUCUGUGAUAUGGACCCUGCCGGCCGCGGUGCGGAGAUUCAGUGUACAGAUGUUGUUCUGAUGCCUAGUGUAUAUAGGUGGAAUGACUGAUAGCCGAGGGAAAUUUUAAGACCAAUUUAAACUCAGUCGAUCAGUCAGUCUUGGACAGCUGUAGGACUGAUCGAUUUUUUCCAGAAGUGCUGCAUUAAAACCGUAGAGUGCACUUGUUGGCGUCGCUCGAGGUACCGCAUGCGUACCGAACGUACCAGGUACCCCGGUACUGGAAGCACGGUGAGCCAGACGCCACGCGGAAAGAUCCGAUGGGGUUGUGUCGCAGAUACCAAAGAGACACUAGUCACUACACAUGUGACGCAGUGAGGUUAUAGAGGGAAGCGUUCGACAGAGAGCGGUUUUAUCGCCCGGUCCGCAGUGUUUCAACUGCCCAGGGUAAAGUCGGUAACAGAUUUUCGGACGAUUUGAUAGCGUUGGUCAAAUGUUUUUGGUCGGUUUUGAUAGCGCUUGUCGGAUGUUUUCAGUUGAAUUUGAUGUGAACGGCUAGUGACUGUUCGGCGUCUGAUAUUAACUUUGUGAUAUUAAGUGUUGUCAUCACAUGGACUUGAAUGGAAUAGUUUCAGCACAUCUCACCGAUACAAUAAGUAUUAUAUUGUUGUGUGUGAUAGUAGUUGUGUUAUGUGCCGUAAGUUAUUUGGCUAGGUUUUGUAUCUGGUAAAACUGCACGGUGUUUUUUAUUUGAACAGUAUGGGCUAUUGUAACUGCAUAUUGCAGGUUUUCAUGUCAACUAUUAAACAGUGCUAUCGGCUCUCUUCAACACUGUAUUGAUAGUCACCGAUUUUAGCGAACAUUUAUCCUUGGUUUGAUGUUGAAUGUAUAGUUGUUUCAUUAUUUCUCAUUCGAAGGACAUCCGCUCACUAAGACAAGUGUCGCUCCAAUUCACGGUCGCACGGUUUUGUUGAAUGUCGCUGUGUUGAACUAGCUCUGAUUCCUUUCACUGACUGUUUGACUCUGUUGAGUGGUCUGAAUGGGCUUCUACCGUUUCCUCUCUCUCUCUGCACUGCGUCAUAUGUAAUAAACACCGCACUUCUCAGAGCCGCGGAGAACACCACUGAGUCUCUUUGUGGCACGUCUGAGUGUUUCGAAAGGAGUUUUGAACAACCCUUGUAACGAACGAAAGACAAACUAGACUAGAAAGCUACAGAAAUACACGGCGAAACGUGAGA
This is a messenger RNA of Amphibalanus amphitrite, 8811 nucleotides long. Its product is annotated as leucine-rich repeat serine/threonine-protein kinase 1-like. Gene Ontology annotation, molecular function: ATP binding; protein binding; protein kinase activity. Lineage: Eukaryota; Metazoa; Arthropoda; Thecostraca; Balanomorpha; Balanidae. Gene Ontology annotation, biological process: protein phosphorylation. The record is from RefSeq and is a predicted model, not a curated record. Bases 15 to 7394 code for a protein of 2459 amino acids. The transcript is spliced from 48 exons.